This is a messenger RNA of Alternaria atra, 822 nucleotides long. RefSeq lists its product as uncharacterized. The coding region runs from base 1 to 822 and encodes 273 amino acids. The record is from RefSeq and is a predicted model, not a curated record. Lineage: Eukaryota; Fungi; Ascomycota; Dothideomycetes; Pleosporales; Pleosporaceae. The transcript has 2 exons.
AUGAGCAACGCAUCACGCAGAGACGCCACACGCAGCGGCGCAGACGAAGAAACGCCGCUUCUCGGCCGAAAUGGACUAUCCGGCGGAAAGUCGGACAACACGGGGACUGUGCAGCGGUUCAAACGGCACAUGAACUGCGAUGUUACGAAGAACUGGGCAGACCUUGUUUUGUUGUUUUGCUACAUUAUUACUGGGCUAUUGGAUAGCUCGGCAGUCUUCAUAUGGGGCUCUUUUGUUAGCAUGCAGACGGGUAACACCGUCUAUCUUGGCUUGGGCAUUGUUGCACCUACUGAGGGCAUUCGCUGGAUCAAAGCCUUGACGUCCAUUGUUGCAUUCUGUGCGGGCUCGUUCUGUUUCGCGCGCUUCCAUCGCUACUUUUCACCCGCCAAGAGAUGGGUGCUCAUCGUAUCCUACUCUUUCCAGAUGCUGCUUAUCGCUGUAGCUGCAUUCAUCGCGACAUUCGGCGAGGACACCAAGGAAGGCCUUCAUUGGCAGAUGCUCGUCCCGCUUGCUUCAGUUGCUUUCCAGUCCAGCGGGCAGGCGGUUACGUCGCGUGCCUUGAAGUAUAAUGGCCUGACCAGUGUUGUGCUUACCAGCAACUACUGCGAUCUGUUUUCCGACCCGCAAUUGUUCAAGCCGUCGAACGUGGAGCGAAAUAGGAGGAUCGGUGCACCAGUGUUGCUGCUGUUGGGAGCUUGCAUUGGCGGCCUAUACGCUCACAGUAGUGUAGGUCUCGCAGGCGCCUUGUGGACUGCUUGCGGACUGAAGCUAUUGGUUGUCUUUGCCUGGGUCUUUUGGCCUUCGGAAGUUACAGAGGAGUAA